AUGGAUCCAUACAACAAGCAAAAGACAUCCACGAAAAGCUAUUUUAUUGGCGGUGCCCUUGCCGCGGCCGUCGUGUUUCUCUUGUGGAAUGCCUUCACUCCAUCAGCCCCCGCGGCAGCCACCGUAUUUAUCAAGGGGGACUCGACAGUCACCGGAAAGGUCACGUUUGAGCAAGCCUCGGCAGACGCUCCUGUAGUUGUCACCGGCAACCUUGCGGGCCUCGACCCGUCUGCGUCGCGUGGGUUCCAUAUUCACCAAUUUGGAGACCUGAGCGAAGGAUGCGUCUCUACUGGGUCUCAUUUCAAUCCUUUUGGGAAAAAUCAUGGUGCACCCACUGAUACGGACAGGCACGUUGGCGAUCUGGGCAACGUCCAGUCUGAUGAGGCGGGAGUAGCUGCAUUUUCAUUCAGCGACAGCCUCAUUUCCCUCAAUGGACCUCUGAGCAUCAUUGGGCGUGCCGUUGUUGUCCACGCGGGUACUGAUGACCUUGGCAAAGGAGGUAACGAAGAGUCUCUCAAGACCGGUAAUGCAGGCGGACGUGCUGCCUGCGGUGUCAUUGGUCUGGUGUGAAUGAUGAACUAUGUACACAUGUAGUAUUCCAAUUAUCGAACCAUUUCCCUGUUGCUUGGUCAUAAAAGUGGAGCGGAUUUACGACUUGUCACCAGACAAUCACGAACAGUAGUCAUUGCUGAGCGACAUUCGGAGUUGUAUCAUGAGACCUCAGAUGUUGGCAUUCGUUCAGAAUCGUCGUUAUCUAUUGAUAGGUUGGUACUUUCGCCAGCAGUGGAAACUGUCGCCUUGUGAGGACAGCAGGGUCCUGACUUACUCA
This is a messenger RNA of Desarmillaria tabescens, 829 nucleotides long. Its product is annotated as superoxide dismutase. The transcript is spliced from 5 exons. The record is from RefSeq and is a predicted model, not a curated record. Bases 1 to 570 code for a protein of 189 amino acids. Gene Ontology annotation, biological process: superoxide metabolic process. NCBI's taxonomy places the organism in Eukaryota, Fungi, Basidiomycota, Agaricomycetes, Agaricales, Physalacriaceae. Gene Ontology annotation, molecular function: copper ion binding.